AUGUUCAUUGCUUAUGAUAUGACAUUAUUCUCAUAUGAUAUACUUAAAGUAUGGAGAAAUACUAUACAAAAUAUUGAUCAUGAAUAUUUAACAAUGAUAAAUUCUGCAUUUGUUUUAACAUCUCAUCCAUAUGGUUCAAAAUUACAUUUAACUGAUGAAUAUUUAAAUCAGAAAGAUUAUUUAGCAAUGAAAUUAACAUUGGGCAUGACAAUAUGUAAUUUUAAACAUCAUAUACAACAAAAGGAACGGGAACAACAAUUAUCACAACUACAAGCAAAUAAUGGUUUCUAUGCAUCAUUAAAGAAUACAACAUUGAAAAUUCCAAUAAAAUCUGAUUUAAGUUUAGCUAUAACAUUUCAUGAACAUCCAGAACAAAAUCAAGCUGCAUUAGAUUUUUAUUUAAUUAAUGCAUACACAUGUAAUGUUGAUAUUUCGAAUUUAUCAAUGAAUACUACUAAUACUACAACUAACAAUAUUAUUAAUGAUACUGUAUGUUUAGAGAUAUAUUCAUCAAUGAUUUGGCCAGAUUACAAUGUUAGUAGUAUGGUAUUAAGAAGUGAUUGGCAAUUAAAUGCUACAUUACAACAAACUACAACUAUUACAGAAUGUAUUCCAAAUAAUGGAAUAGUUAUGGCUCUUAUAUUCAUGUCUGUAUUAACAGCUACAAUAGCAUUUUCAUUAGUUGCUUUCUUGUUAGCAAGAUGUUAUCGACGACGGAAAAUGUAUCGUGAAGGACCUAAUAAACUAAUUCUUUAUCCAGAUGAUAUUGUAUUCAUGAAAACUCAAAAAACAGUUAAACAUACUACACCAAGUAAUGUUGAUCUACGUUUUCCAACAAUGACUAGUGAAACAAAACUUAAUGGAUCAACAACCAGUCAUAUAAAUCAAGGUAAAAUAGACAAUCAAGCAAGAUCAUUGGUGUCAGUUAUGAGUGGUGAUGGAAUUGAAGAUACAAAUGUUGCACGUUAUAGUAAUAGUUUAAUUUAUAUAAAACGUUUAGAAUUGAAUAAUGCUGCAUUAAAGAGUAAAUUUUUAGAUCAUGUACGUUUGUUAAGAGAGAUACGUAAUGAAAAUGUCAAUCCAUUGAUUGGUUGUUAUGUUGAUAUUAGUGCAUUAUGCCUGAUAUUUGAUCAUUGUACAAGAGGAAGUUUAAAAGAUAUAAUCAAGAAAGAGUCCAUAAAUUUAGAUUGGGAAUUUAAACUUUCCUUAAUAACGGAUGUCGUCAAAGGUAUGAGAUAUAUUCAUUCAUCUCCAAUUAAAAAACAUGGUUGGCUUAAAUCUACAAAUUGUUGUGUAGAUGGUCGAUGGGUUGUAAAAAUAACCGAUUAUGGAUUAACAGAAAUCUUCGGUAUUUAUGGUACUAAAAGAAAGAUGAAAGAUGAAGAAUGGUUAUGGACAGCACCAGAACAUUUAAGAGAAGAAACAAAUAUUUAUAGUGGCAGCUCGAAAGGUGAUGUUUAUUCAUUUUCUAUUGUGAUGCAAGAAAUUAUUACACGGGAUGAACCUUAUGGAAUGCUUGGAUUAAGUGCAUCAGAAAUAUUGAGUAAAGUUCGUAAACCACCACCACUAUGUCGACCGAAAGUUUCACAGUCUGAAGCUCCCCCAGCUUAUUUAGAAUUUAUGAAACGUGCAUGGGCAGAAAGUCCUAUAAUGAGACCAACAUUUGAAGAAAUCUAUCAACAACUUAGACAACUUAAUCAAGGAAAAAAAAUCAACAUCGUAGAUCAUAUGUUCAAGAUGAUGGAAAAGUAUUCAGCUGACUUAGAAGAUCAAGUACGUGUUCGUACAGAAGAAUUGGAAACUGAAAAGAAAAAGACUGAAUUACUAAUAGCAAGAAUGCUUCCUCCUGUUGUAGCGGAAACUUUAAUGUCUGGUAAACCCGUUUGUCCUGAAGCAUUUGAUGAAGUGACAAUCUAUUUCAGUGAUAUUGUUGGUUUUACAACGAUAUCUGCAUUGUCUACACCAUUUCAAGUUGUUGAUUUGUUAAACGACCUUUAUACAAUGUUUGAUUCAACAAUUGACUUUUAUGAUGUAUAUAAAGUUGAGACAAUUGGAGAUGCAUACAUGGUUGUCUCCGGUUUACCAAUACGUAAUGGUCAGUUGCAUGCGGGAGAAAUUGCUACUAUGGCUUUAGAUCUGUUGAGUCAAUGUGGGACAUUUGUAAUUCGUCAUAUGCCAGAUGUACCACUUCGUUUACGCAUUGGAUUACAUUCAGGAUCAUGUGUUGCUGGUGUAGUUGGAUUAACAAUGCCGCGAUAUUGUUUGUUUGGAGAUACAGUGAACACUGCAUCUAGAAUGGAAUCAACAGGAUCUGCUUUUCGUAUUCAUGUUAGUCCAACUACAAAAUCAAUUCUGGAUAUUUUGGGCGGUUAUCAUUUACAAUUACGUGGUAAAGUUGAAUUAAAAGGCAAAGGUUUAGUUGAUUCAUUUUGGUUAAUUGGAAAAGAUAAUUUCAAUAAACCCCUACCUGAUCCACCGCCAUUAACUGAUUUGGCCUCUCUACUUAAACCAGAAGAAAUAAAAGCAAUGGCUGAAAAAAAUAAAGCCGAUAGUAUUGAAUCAGUUGAAAAGUUGAAAAAUGAGGAUAUGCAAACCCACGUAGAAGAAAAACCACAUGGUAAUAAUUCACCUAGACGAAAAUCUAGCAGUUAUUCAGUUCAUUUUACUGGAGAAAAUUCCGAUCAGCCUAUUAGAUCUUCACAGAAUACUGAACGAAAUAAAACUGAUAAAACACAUCGUAGAUCAAGCAAAGGUCCAUUGCCUCCAGUUAAUUGAAGAAAUGGAAUGAAUUCUAAAAAUAGUUAAAAUGCACAAAUAUAAUGUAGAAUAAGUUUAUUCUCUUAAAUAAUUAUAUGGUACAUGAUUUGAUCAUCAAUGUUUAACAUUGAAUCAACAUGUAUAAUGAAUAUAUUUGGUAGUUUAUCACUGAAACAAUGUAGAGAUAAUUUAAACAAAACGAUUUACAUGCAAAUAUAUAAUCUUGAUUUUGAUUUCAACUAAUUUGUACAAUGUUUUACAUAUAUAAAGAAAAAAGAUAUUAUUGAUCUUUGAGCCUAAUA
This is a messenger RNA of Schistosoma haematobium, 3059 nucleotides long. RefSeq names its product Retinal guanylyl cyclase 2 (gene GUCY2F). Gene Ontology annotation, molecular function: peptide receptor activity; guanylate cyclase activity; protein kinase activity. Gene Ontology annotation, biological process: intracellular signal transduction; protein phosphorylation; cGMP biosynthetic process. The coding region runs from base 1 to 2775 and encodes 924 amino acids. Lineage: Eukaryota; Metazoa; Platyhelminthes; Trematoda; Strigeidida; Schistosomatidae. The transcript is spliced from 16 exons. The record is from RefSeq and is a predicted model, not a curated record.